This is a messenger RNA of Fonsecaea pedrosoi CBS 271.37, 963 nucleotides long. RefSeq lists its product as uncharacterized. The record is from RefSeq and is a predicted model, not a curated record. Lineage: Eukaryota; Fungi; Ascomycota; Eurotiomycetes; Chaetothyriales; Herpotrichiellaceae. Gene Ontology annotation, molecular function: arylformamidase activity. The coding region runs from base 1 to 963 and encodes 320 amino acids. The transcript is spliced from 4 exons.
AUGACGAGACCUGCAUUUGAACAUCUCCCUUUGCGUAAAGGCGACCCGCCCUUCUCCGCCUGGUCCCUGUACGGGCCGGACGACCAGUUGGGCACAUUGAACAUAUUGACGCCAGACGUGGUGACGGCCGCGGCUAAAGAGAUCACCACGGGUGUACGCAUAGGUCUCGAUGCCCCCGUGGACUAUCUUGCCCGGCCUCCGCACGACAGGAAACCCUUGACACACACCGUCAUCCACAAGGCUCCUCGAGCUGUGCACGACGACUUGCUCGACUUCAAUACUCAGAUAUCGAGCCAGUGGGAUGGAUUCCGCCAUUUCGGGUAUCAAAGCCUGGGGCUGUUUUACAAUGGCGCCAAAGUGUCGCAGUUGUCGGGGCCUGAAGCGACGGCAAAUCUAGGAAUGCACGCAUGGUGUGCCCAGGGCAUCGUCGGCCGCGGCGUCCUCCUAGACUACCUCCACUGGUCCGACUCCCAGGGUCAAACGUACGACAAACUCGGCGACCACGCCAUCACGGUCGAAGAACUCAACGCCGUGGCAGAGUCACAGGGGGUCACCUUCAAAAAGGGCGACAUUCUGCUCAUCCGCACAGGGUUCCACGCGGGCUACGAGACCUUGAGUGCCGAAGAGAAAAUCAGCUGGAGUCAUCAACACCCGACAAGCCACGUCGGGGUCGAGACGUCGAGGAGCAUGGCGAAAUGGCUCUGGGAUUCCCAAUUCAGCGCCUGUACCUCGGACGCCCCGGCCUUUGAAGCCAUUCCGAAGCGGUCCACGGGGAUUGACGAUUUGUUCCUGCACGAGAUUCUUUUGAGUGGUUGGGGGAUGCCAAUUGGUGAAAUGUGGAAUCUGGAACAGCUCAGCCGCCACUGCCACCAGACGAAACGAUACACGUUCUUCCUGACCAGUAUGCCCCUGCACGUCGUCGGUGCGGUCGGUAGCCCCUCUAACGCAGUGGCCAUUUUUUGA